UGAGACCAGCUCCGCUCGUGCCAACGGUGGGAAGUGACGCAGCCAAAGGGAAACCCGAGCCUUUUCUCCCGAGCGCACCCGCUUCCUUCCUUCUUCCAACUGCCCCGCUCCCGAUCGCGAACUGCGCCUGCGCAGGGAAAUAUUUUUUGAACUGAAGGGCGGCUUCUGAGGAGGGAGUUUUUUGACGGCGCUGGUUUUGACGGUGCGAGCUGGGGAAGGAGCAAAAGGUAGGUGGGCCUUGAAAACUGGAAAAUGGCUCGAGAGGACAGCGGAGUGCUGGUGGGAAGGAAGGAUUUAAUUUUAAAAAUAUUUUUUUAAAGGGCUGUUUGAGGUGAAGAGAGGUAGGCUGUGGAGCAUACCAUACUCGGACACUGUAAAUACUAUUCACUUUAAAGGUAGCCAAACUUUCAAACCCCAACCUCCUCCUCGCCUAUGUUGCUUUGCCUAUGGCAAGAAAGGAGGUGUUUAUGGUCUUCUGUUGUUCAUCGGCUCCACAUCUGUCCCCUCUGAUUCCACUUUGAACAAAAACAACAAGGAAAAAACCCGAAAUAUCUGUAUAAUAUUUUGUGAACUCUUCCAAAGAAGACUGGGGGGGGGGGGGCAUCGCUGAGAUACUGGCUCCGUCAUAUUGCUAUUGCCCUGUUGUUGUUAUUGGGUUCAUUGAUGUGCCUAAGGCGCCUUUGUGUGUGUUUUUUUAGAAGGUAGCUCUCCAUUCAUUUUCUGCACCAAACUUGAUUAUUGGAGGACAGGAAAAUACUAACAAAAGAAAACCCAAAAAAAAGUUGACCUUGUCUUGUGUUUCUUUCCUGGAAUAAGAAAAAAAUGAAGAGACUCAGGAAUUCUGAGGCGCCAGAACAUGCUUUGCCAGCUACUGGUAGUAAACAAACCAGAAGUGUCACAAAGCCUAAAGAGAUAGAAGAUGACCGACUUGCCAUUGAAGAAGCCUUGAACUGUUUGAAUAAAAGUAAGAACAAAGAUAGGGUUUAAUGCUUAUGCCCCAAUCCAGCAAAAAAAGAGAAAUUCAUGUAAAUCUGCUCUUGUAUGUUUGUUUCUUGCUGGAUCAUGAACUGGGAAUCAAGCUGGUGCAUAUCUGAGUGUUAGUACUGUACUGCAUUGUUUCCAGUAUGAUGUGCUUUUGAAUGUAUAUUUUUAUUCAUAUUUUGGCUCAACAAGCCAUACUUUAAAAUUGUGUUUACAUGUAACUAGGGUUGGGUAAGGUCCUUACCAUAAGGAUUUUAAUACUUGGAUGCUCAAUUGAAGUUUAUCCCAUUCUCUUCAGCUGUUUAAGGACUGCCCCUCUUUCUGAUUUACUGCCUCUGAACUUGGUGCCAUUUGCAGAUUUCAACAUGCUUCUACUUACACUGACCAAAACCAUUGGCAAUGUUGCUUCAUGAUCUGAUGUGACAGGGAACAUAACAAAGGGCAGGACUAUGCAAAUAGGGGUUGGCUUUCAUUGAGUUCUGUGGACACAGUAAAAAAAAAAGCUGCCAUCUGGUUUCUCUCUGGAUGUUAGGAUUGUUGAAAACAGAUUUGAUCUCUACCGUGACAAUCUCUCUCAGCAUACCAUUUCCCCCCAGAUAGGUGGCUACUAUUAACUUGUAGGAAGAUGUGCUUAUUAAGAGUACAACAUAUCAGUGGGAGCAAAACCCACAUUUCUUCCCUCAAGCAGGUUAGUCUAGUUUCUAUUCAUAUGGACUUCUUGGAGUGUGUACUCUUGCAGGGUCUGCUUCCUUGUGAGCAGAAACUAUUGCAGAUGUAUAUAUUUUGGCAGAAAUGGUUCACAAAUAUGCAUGAUGGCAAGCAGGCAGACAGUAACAGUUACAAAUCAACCUUGGCCCUGCAUAGCCUAGAAGCUGUUUCCAACUAGUGAAAUAGAAACCUUUCAGCAACCUUUACAGCCAUCUGCAAACACCAAAAUUUGUAUUUUCUUUAGCUUUCCAUAGAGAAGUGGCUGUUUUGUAUAUUGGAGCAUAAUAGUGUAUGAAGUCUAAUGUUUUGUUUAAAGCAACCCCUUAUUAAGUAUCUUGAGCUGAAUUGGGCUUGUGCACAGAUCUUAGCACACUAACCAACAAACAGGUUAGGGGAACUUCUGGCCCUCCAGACGUUGCUUAACUACCAUUCUCAUCAUCCUGCCCAUUGGCAAUGCUGGCUGGGGCUGAUGAAUUUCAAUAAAGCUUUAGACUUGCCUCUACCUACCUCUACACCAAAUCAAAGAGCAAGAAAGCAGAUGGCAAAUUAAACAAGAAUUCCAUAGUUUUACAAAUGCCAUGGCAUCUCAAUGGGGCUACCUUGCCAAUUGAUGGUAAAGCAAGCCAUUUGAAAGGCCAUCAUGCAUGAGAAUGGUUUUUAGAAUGUAUUUUACUCACACUUUGACUUUUUUCUAGUUAAAGGUAGUGCCUCAAAAAAGAAUAGAGCUUUGCAGGGUCCUUUGAAGACUGUGGAAAAGAUUGCACAAGAGAGAGGCUUGGCACCAGAAGAAAUUCAUAACUUGCUGAACAUCACACUCAGUGGCAAGCUUGGUAAAGGAAAAAAAAUUUUUCUCUCUCUUUCCCCUUGGCAGUAAAGUAUGUCAAAGUAGCUGCAUUGCCCUGCCUUCUCCCUUAACAAGAACCUGUGCUGCUUCUAACUUGUGACAAAUUAUCAAUAGUGAAGAUGUUAAGAAUGUUAAGCAGUGUAUUUCAAUGUCUUGCAGGUACAGUGAUAAGCACUAGGCUACUGAAGAAUCUGAUUCCCAUUUCCGUAAUAACAGAGGAUUCUGUUAUUUCAGCUGUGUCUUGGCUUUGUGCUCACAAGUGUUCUAGUGACAUUCAGGUAACUUGGAAAGCAUGGUAAUGAUGUCUUGGUUCUGAAGAAUGAUAUUUUUGCCAGUCUGACUUAUUUAUCCUGGUGAUUAUUAAACUAGAUGUUGUACAAUUCCUGAACAUAUUCCAGAAGGGGUUUGUUAUCUUGGUCUUGCUUUCACUUACUGAUAUCUAUCUUCUCCCUAUAGGUGCUCGUUCUAAAAUGGCUAAUUGUAAUGUUUGACUUCAUUGAUCAGAAGGAAAAUAUUAAUGCUCUCUAUGGUUUCUUCUUCAGCUUCUUACGAUAUGACAAAUUGGUAAGAUAAAAAUGAAUGUGUUAUUUUGAAGGAACUAGCUUUUGUUCUCUGACAGUAACCAAAAUCAAACAAUAAAGAGUACUUUCUGACCACACAACAGGACACAAUAUAAAAAGUGGGGCCUUUAAAAAAACCUGAACAUUACUAAAUACUGAAUUCUGAACACAACAAUAAAAUAGACAGUCAUACCUUGGUUAUCGAAUAGAAUCCGUUCUGGAAGCCCGUUCGACUUCUGAAAAUGUUUGACAACCAAGGUACGGCUUCCAAUUAGCUACACGAGCUUCCUGCACACAAUUGGAAGCUGCCGUGGACGUUUGGCUUCCAAAGAACAUUCGAAAACCAGAACACUCACUGCCGUAUUUGCGGCGUUUGGGAUCCAGAACGUUAGACUCCCUAGGCAUUCUGCUUCCAAGGUAUGACUGUAAUAGGCUAUAUCCAAUAUUAGUCAUACUCAGACCCAUUGAAAUUGGCAUGACUAACAUGGAUCCAUUAAAUUCAUUGCACCAAUCUUUUUAUUAUUAUUAUUAUUAUUAUUUUGUACAGGCAACCCUGGAUUGUGUUCCAGGUUUUCGUGCAUGUUGGCGGAGCAUGCAUAAAUCCAUUAUGUCCUGGCCCCGCUUCUCCCUCUUCCAGGUCCAAAAAAUGGGUUGCAAAUUCUUUGAACGUACACAAAAAGGGGCUUGCCUGUAUUUAAUUUUGAUUCAUUUCACAUAUGAAAACAAACAUACAUAUAAAGUCAUGCAUUAGACAUAUUUAUCAUCUCUGAUACAAUGAUAACAAUGCAUUAUUUGACUUUAUCCCACUUAAAACUAAUUGGAUAUGAAUAUACCCACUCUCCCACCAAAUGUAAAUAACAAUACCAGCACCUAAAUAAUUUAAAGUUUAGAUAAUUGCGCCUACAUUUAAGGGAAGACAGAAUGUUACAUAAAUACUAAACAGUCAGAGACAUUACAUAGCUUGUAGUAUAGUUAACUGUAUGGUCUGAGAUGACAAAGACAAUUCUAGUUAGGGGUUCCAUAGCCAUGGCAAAAAGCAGGGGGGGCAGUGAGCAGCUCUGCUUUGUGCCCCAGCCAAUGAGAAAUAUCAGAGAGUGUUCCCCAUUCAGCAAAAAUUAGUUCACUGACCCAUAGUAUAAAUUAAAAAGUGGAUCAACCCAGGAUGUACUAAUGCCUAAGGAACACAGAAUUGUAAAGCGAUCUUGCCAGUUUAAACAAUCAAAUGCCCUGACUGUGUCCAGCAUCAGGAGAAUAGUAGGUUCUGGAUGUGACUGAUUCCAAGCUAGGCUAUUUUUGCUUCCAGGGAAGGAAGGAGCAGCAGAUCGAAAUGCCAUCUUGCUUCAGUGAUACCAACUUGAGUGAUGGUUUUUCUAAAAACAUUUCAUUUUCACAAGAAGCCUGAUGCAGAGGCCAAAUAGUUAAAUCUGUCUUCUAUUUAAGCUCUUGCCUGGUAUCCAUAGGCAACAAGGAAUUUCAUGCCAGGCCCUCCCCACUGCAUUCUAGCAUCCAGCUGCAAUAGUGAGACUGCUCGUGGUAAACCCCACCCCGACCCUGUUGUGCACAGAAUGGUUCCAAUGAAUAAAGUGAGACUUCUAAGUAAACAUUUGGCAGUUAAAUACUGUCUAUAAGCAGGCUAGUAAUUUAGAACUCAUUGUCACUUGGACACUAAAAUACUUGCUGAAUUAAAUGCCAUCUGCUUUUCAGGAUUGUGUUGAGAUGGAAAGAACUGAAUUUACCUGUUAACUGCUUUUGUGUAAUAUAUUUUCUUUCUUACUGUAGCUCCCCUUUGCCUGUCAUGUGCUGUGUUUGCUGACCAGAAUGGAGAGUGGUGAGAUCUUAAUUAGAUUCAUGGUACAUGUUAUGUGAUUGCAUCAUAAGCUUUUUGUCAUUUGUCACAGGAGGCAUGCCAUCCCCACCACCCAGUCUUGGGGACCCACUUUAUGGAUUUACCACCCUCCAAAAGUGUGCUCAGCCCUUUUAUUCAAACUGGCUGAUUUUCUGCAAGAGAGUAUGACCUAUCUUGUUUCUAGAUCUGAUAUGCUGCUUUACUUGGAAUAAAGAUUGCUGUUUUACCUAUAGCUGCCUUGAGUACGGACUCAUUGUUAAAACCGUGUUUAUGGAAGACAGUGUUACUCGGCUACGAAUGAUCGCCAAAGAAGAAGAAUAUGUGAAAGGCAGAACAUAACUUUUUUGAAUAAGUAUUGAGUUUUGUUUUCUUCUCCCUAGUGAAACCUUUCCAUGUGAGGAAACUUCUAAAUUUACACAGCAGCAUGGUAAGCACUUGAGAUAUGAAAGUUGAAGCAAGACAAAACUUUUUUUUAAAAAAAAUGGAAUCUAAUCUUUAUAGGAACUCCAGUGUGGCAUGAAAGCUUAAUAUUUGGAUAGCUGACAAAUAUCUGAUGUAAUUUAAAUGGUGCAUUAUCUUGCAUUCUAAGACGUAAAGCAAAGCUGCAAAUAGUAGCAUCUACUAUUCUUUAUAACCUGCUGAUGGUGUAGGUCUAAUGCUGAGCUCAUCUGAGAGGGCAUGCAACCUUUGUCCUUUGCUCUCUAAGCAAAAGGUAUACAGUCAUACCUCGGGAUGAAUACGCUUCGGGUUAGGCAUUUUUGGGUUUCUCCGUGCGCAUGCGCAGACCGUCAAAAUGACAUCAUGCGCAGAAGCACCGAAACGUGACCCACACAGAUGUGCGGACACGGGUUACGUUUGCUUCGGGAUGCAAACGGGACUCCGGAAUGGAUCCCAUUCGCAUCCCGAGGUAUCACUGUGUACAGCAUAAAUGAACAAAAGAGAUGGAAGAGAUUCUUUUGUUAGCUUUUCAUCUCUUUGGAUUGUUUGUUUCUACAGCAGCUGUAGCCGCCUCACUCCACUAACUGCCCCUAAUUAACUAUAGUGCAUCCACUGCAUGGUAUGCCAAUUAAAUGAAUUUCUACAAUUUACCACAGUCUUAUAUGAAGGAAAACUUUUUUUAUAUAAUAUUUUUAUUAGAUUUUCAACAAAAAUAAAAAACACAACAACCACAAAGAAAGGAAAAUAUACAUAAAAGCAAUAUCAAAUCCAUAAAAUGGGAUUCUCCGAAUCCCAUGACUUCCCUCCCCUGGUUCCUUAAAUUUCCUUUUCAACUGCAUAUCAUUUCUACUCCAAAUAUUUUUUCCACUUCAAAUUUCCUAUACUAUUUCUAUAAUUACAAGUGUUCUUAAAAUCCUGUCAAUGUAUUAACCUGUUUACAAUACUUUUGUAAAUAUAUGAUAAACAUUUCCCAUUCUUUUUAACAUUUAUUGUCAUCUUCAUUUCCAGUUAGUUUUGCCAUUUAAGCGUGGUCCAUUAACUUGGUUUGCCAAUCUUCUUUGGUCGGGACUGCUUCCUCUUUCCAUCUUUGGGCUAACAGUAUCUGGGCAGCCAUCGUGGCAUAUGUAAACAUUUUUUUCUGUUCUUUUGGAAUCUCCACUCCUAGAGUACCUAAUAAAAAGGCUUCUGGUUUUAUAAAAAAGGUUACUCUAAACAUUUUUCCCCAUUUCAUUACAAAUCAUUUCCCAAAAGUUUUCAACCUUCCUAUAUUCCCACAUAUGAUAAAACGUACCCUGUUUCUUUAGAUUUCCAGCACUUAUUAGAACUUGUUCUACAUACAUUUUUGCUAAUUUAACCAGGGUUAAAUACCACCGAUACAUCAUUUUCAUGUUGUUCUCUUUCAGUAAAGUACAUGCAGUAAAUUUCAUAUAUGACUUCCAAAACCUUUCCCAAUCCAUCAUUAGUAUAUUAUGUCCCACAUCUUUCGCCCAUUUUAUCGUAACACAUUUGACCUGUUCCUCUUUGGUUUCCCACCAAUUUUACAAGAGCAGAUUGUACAAUUUAUUUCAUGGGGUAUAUCCUCUCACAUGACCUCAGACAGGAGCAAAGACUUGUGGGAGGCAGGCUGGCACUUCCUCAGUUUUUUCUCCUGCCUGACUCAGAAUGUUUUUCCUGGCUCUCCUGCUUCUUCAGAUAAAUUUUUCAAUUUUGAUACUUGCUUCUAUUUUUAUUGAUUUAUGAGCCAGGAAGGCAGGCAGGUUGUUUUGUUUCUGGUACUUUGGCAAACAUUGCUGCUUGGUGAAUCUGAAAAACUGAGGAAGUGCCAGCCUGCCUCCCACAAGUCUUUGCUCCUGCCUGAGGUCACAUGAGAGGAUAUACCCAAUCCACUGUCCCCAGCAUCCCCAAUUGUGUGGUUUUUUCAGCAAUUUCGUUCUACCUUCUACUAUUUCUCUCGGAAAUCUUGACACUUCAUAACUAAAUGCUUUCUUUUUAUCAUUUUAAAAUUUUUAAUUUAAUUGCAAAUAUUGUACCCAGUCUACUCCUUUUUCCUCUUACUCCUUCAAAACCUUUUAAUUUUAGUUGGUUAUCUGUUUCUGUUAAUAGCUCUCUAUAUGUCGGCCAAUUUAUCCUCAUACUCACUUUUUUCAAAGCUAUUACUUCUAAUGGGGAAAGCUAGCAUGGUGUUUUCUGUUCUAAUAAAUCUUUGUAUUUCUCCCAAACUUUGAGUUUCUUAUUAUGUGAGUAUAAAAACUUUUAUGAACUUUUGCCUUAUGGUAAGGCAUACCAUAAAUAUGCAUGCCAACCAAAUCUAUUGCCAAAUCUAAUAAAUCAGCAUUUGUUAAAUUUAUCCAAUCCUGGAUCGAGCAGAUGCAAGAUGCUUCAUAAUAUAAUCUUAAAUCCAGUAGAGAGAAAUCUCCUCUAACAUCUAUUAAUAAUUUAUGUUUAAUUCUUGGUUUUCCCCCUAUCCAGAUAAAUCUUGAAAUGUCUUUUUGACAUUCUUUGAAGCAGCUCACAUUGCUUACCACCAGGAUUGACUGAUAUAAAAACAACAUUUUUGGCAAUGCGUUCAUUUUGAUCACUGAAAUUCCACCUAAUAAUGACGAACUCAUCCUUCCCCAAAUUUCUAUGUUCCUUUUUAUUUCUUUCCAUAGUUUUUCAUAGUUGUCUUUAAAUAUACUAAUAUUCUUGGCUGUCAAUCAUAUUCCCAAAUAUUUAACUUUCUUUUAUAUACUUAUCUCUGUCUUCUGCUGUAUCUCCUUUUUAUCUUGCUCUGAAAUGUUCUUCACUAAAAGCUUAGUCUUAUUUUUAUUCAGUUAAAAACCUGAUACUUCUCCAAAUUCCAGUAUUUCUAAUACUUUUGGUAACAAAUUUAUAGGGUCUUCAACCGUUAUCACAAGGGCAUCCGCAAAUGUUUUCAAUUUACCAUAUUGGUCCAAAUAUAAGCUGCACCCGCAAAUAAGCCACACCUUUAAAAUUGGUGGGAGGGGAGACAAUACCCAUAUAUAAACCACUCCCUUAAAAUUGGGUUACAGGCUGAAAAUCGCUGUGGUUGGUAGAAUUGUAACUCCGAGCCAAUUUAAGCCUUUGAUCUUGCAAGCCUGCAAAAGUUACCGUACAAUCACUAAAAUCGCAAAUCCCUAUUCAAUUGCUACAAUUCCACAGGCACUCAUACCCAUAAAUGGCAAAUGAACCAUCUCAAGCUCGCAAAUCGGCAAUAAAACAUUUUUUUUGUUCCGUUUUACCAUAUGUCUGUUUCAGCAGCAAUAUUGUAAAAGCCCAUUUUUGUAAGGUCGCAAAUUUAAGCCGCACUUUAACUUCACGGUCGGAAUUUGGAAAAAAAGUGAGGCUUAUAUUCAGGCCAACACAGUAUAUGCUUUAUUUCCUACUUUUGUUCCUCUGAAGGUUUCUUCUGUGCUUAUAUUUCUCACAAGAACUGUGUAAAGGAAAAGCUCAGGGAGUCUCAGGCAGGAGUUGAGCAAACAAAAAAAGUUUUAUUUCCAGAAAAAGAGUUUAGUGAAAGAAAGUUGAGACAGGAGAUGGCCCAUCUUCAGGUAUAAGUCUACUUGUUCAGACACAGUAUAUGCACACCUUUUCUGAAACUUCAGUUACUCAGAAAUCAGUUGUUCAGUUUCUGUUACUUCUCUCUCAUUUUACUUAGUUAUGGCAGAUUUUUCAGGUUAAUGCUUUUAACGCAGCACAACUUCCUUCACAGUUUAUUAAUUAAUUUGGUUCAUGAGCAAGGUGCACUUUUCAUCAGUUACCCACUUUUUCAACAAUCUGAUUCCUGAGGUAUUCUGAUUAGUAUACCAAACCCAGAGGAUCACCUCACCCUUUGUUACUGGCUUGGGAGUCUUCUUUACCAAGAAGAACUCUCCCGUCCUGGCAGGAAUGAGACCCAGGUAGCCUGUAUUCCCAUAGCUUCUACCUCUCCUGGCUCAGACUCAGCCCUCCAGUUAAAUCCUGUCUGUAUACCUUCACCAGACACUCAACCCAGUCUUCCUAUCUAAACUGAGGCUCCUUCCUCUUGCUAUAGAUAGUCCCCUCAGAGAGGAUGUUCAACUCAAAUCAGAAACAAUUCUCUCAGACAAACCCUAUCCUAAUCCCUCUCUCUCAUCUCAAAUCAACUAUCUCUCAAACUAAACGCUAUCCUCCUGCUCUUUCCCUUCGCUAUCCCCAUCUAAGAACUCAUUCAGAAACCCCUCCUUUUAUUCUCCCUCCUAAAGUGCUGCCCCACACUCGCCCCUCUGGCUGGCUGUUGUGGUGGUAGCUAAUCAGAGAGAAUUCUGGUGGAAUUCUGAGGGACUGUAUCACCAUAUUCUGGUCUGGCUUGCUGUCUGUCACAACAGCAUUUGCUUGGCAUUGGUAUAGCCCUCCAUCUCCUAUUUGUAGGGUCAUGGCUAGAGAUUUGCUAUGUCUAAUGCAGUGCAGUGCUUUUUUUUUUUCUAAAAAGGAAUUUGUUUAGGGGUACUCUCAUUUUCCUACUCAUAUUGAAAUACUGCCCCUCAAUGAGGCCAAACUUAGAUUCACAAAAUGUUUAGGGGUAUGCGUCACCGUCCCCCAUCCGUCCGUCCCCGCCGCCGCCAGAAAAAAAGCACUGAUGCAGUGGGUUUCAUAGUUUCUCAGCUACUAUGCUGGAACAUUAUCAGGUGCAACAACAUCGAACUCAUUUCUUUUCAGACAUCAGCUUCUCUGCAGACUCUGCUAUGGAAGUACAAGAUCUUUGCUCCUGAAAUAGUAACAGUAACUUUGCCUACAAAAACAAAGGUGAGGAUGCUUUCAAAUGAGAUCUGUGCUGUGCUGUGAGAUCUGUGCUGGGAGACUAGGCAUCUGAAUUCAGUGUUGCCAAAUUAUUAAACUACUCAUUGAUGAGGAAGAAACAGUUAGAUUGGAACUGGUGUACACAUAACUGAAUUCUUAAACUUUGCAUAUUACGUUGCUUAAAAUUAAAUUAAUAAUAAAGGUGAAGCCAAGGGUGUCAUGUGAUUGUUGUAAUUUCUACCAGACAAUAAUAGUUAUAAAAAAUCCUUCAUGAGUUACUUUUGAAGUGCAGUGGUACCUUGGUUCUCAGACUUAAUCUCUUCCAGAAGUCCGUUCCAAAACCAAGGCAUGCUUUCUCAUAGAAAGUAAUGCAAAACGAAUUAAUCCAUUCCAGACUUUUUUUUUAAAAGCACACCCUAAAACAGCAAUUUAACAUGAAUUUUACUAUCUACGACCAUUGAUCCAUAAAAUGAAAGCAAUAAUCAAUGUACUGUACUAUGAAAUAAAUAAGACAGUAUUGUAAAGGGACCCCUGACCAUUAGGUCCAGUCGUGACCGACUCUGGGGUUGCGGCGCUCAUCUCGCUUUAUUGGCCGAGGGAGCCAGCAUACAGCUUCCGGGUCAUGUGGCCAGCAUGACUAAGCCGCUUCUGGUGAACCAGAGCAGCACACGGAAAUGCCGUUUACCUUCCUGCCAGAGCAGUACCUAUUUAUCUACUUGCACUUUGAUGUGCUUUUGAACUGCUAGGUUGGCAGGAGCAGGGACCAAGCAAUGGGAGCUCACCCCGUCAUGGGGAUUCAAACCGCUAACCUUCUGAUUGGCAAGUCCUAGGCUCUGUGGUUUAACCCACAGCGCCACCCACGUCCCUAGACAGUAUUGUAGAUGAUAACAAUUAAAAUUAUUAUUAUUUUCUUACCUGCAGUGAUGAUAGUCAUUGUUUGGAUGGGGGACAUUUAUCUAUUUCCGCAGUCACAAUCAAUCAACUGAACUGGGUUCCUCACAAAAACAAAUUAACAGCCAUCUGACAGUAUUUUACAGCCAUCGCUGCACACGUGAGAAAGCCUUCUUGCAUCUGAUCUGCAAAAAAACACUUAAAAAAGCUGCUUUUUGUAGAUGGCCGUAAGAGGGACAGCUACCUUUCUCAAUGCUUGUCUUUGGCUGUCUGUGCCUGUUCCCAGCAGGAACCAGAGAGCAUGGCUGAACUGAGCAGGAUUAGCAGCCAGUCAUCAGCUAAUUGAGCCCAAAUUUAAUGCUAUUGCUUUGCAACACCAGCUGAUGGAUAGGUGGGCAUGGUUUGGGGGAAAUUACCUGUCAAACCAAAAUGGACCCACAGACUGGAGAUUCUGUACUCCUGUUGUAAGAUCCAUGACGAAAUAAUGCCAGCUCCAAAUAUGGUAAGGAUGUACCCAUAUAGCUUAGCCAAAUCAAAGCAGAAAUUAAAUUGAGCACCCAGCUGUCAUCUUAACUGACAUUUAUUACUCUUGUACUGAGUUCUCCUCUGCCAAUAAACUUUGUUGAGGUUUGCUGGGCUGCUCCUACUAGGCCUGAAGCACAGAGUUGACCUUGCCAAUGGAUCAGCUGAGCUACCUUUUUCGUUCUGCUGUGUUUUUUUAAAGCAGACUGGCAGAUUUGUCAGCCUGCUCUAUAAUGAAGGAAGAAAUUUGCUUUCUUCCACAGCAAACAUGAAAACAAAGUUGCUGGGUAAGGAGUGAGCUACAUGUCCUUUCACCACCAACUAGCUCACUCAUCUGCAUGGAAUUCCUAGUUGUUUAUGGUACCAGGCUAAUUGUUAAGUACAAGGCUGGUAUAGAGCAUCCUAUUCAAUGAUACCCUCCUCCACGGUAGGUAAAUAGAACAUUGGACUUAGUGUGCAAAGUUCCUCUUCCACGUUGGAUGGAGGAUAGCUUACCUGCCCUGGAGGGGUGAUUCCCAUUGCUGGGAAAAGUUGGGGGUGGUUGUAUGCUCUCAGUUCUAUUUGGGUUUUGAUAUCACCCAUAUCAAUUUUCCCCCAAUGCCUGCUGUUUUUGCUAUUAAGGGUUGCAGUCCCUCUUCUAUCAAGGACAGUUUGAGCAUUCAUGGUUCAAUUUGUUAUGUUAUGUCCCAAAAGUGGAGAGGUUCUCUUCCACACAUGUUGGCAGUAAAAAGUUUGAUUUGCGUAGCCUGUUGGAGCAAGUGCAGAGUCAACGCAUUUGAGGAUACCCUCCAUUUGCCACAGAAAAGGAACUUAAUCUCAACAAAACCAAUCUUCUUCUUCCCCCGCCAGAUGUUAUUUAGGACUUUUUCACAUCCGUGGAAAACAGCAAUUGACAACGUAAAACUGCGAAUUCACGGAACACCAUCUGCAUCCCAGCUAACUUUAAAAUGCAUGGAGUAUCCCCAAUCUCAGAAGAAGGUUUGUUGCUGGGGAUAGUUUGAAUGCAGUUAUUGGGCUACAACUGUGCAUGCUAAUUUUAUUUACUUUAUUGACAACUAGUUUGUGUCAGUGAUGGCAUGAGAAUCUCUGUCCACUCAGAUAUGGAAAGGGUUUCCUGAUGGUAGCAAGUAUUGAAUAACUUUAUUAUAUUUUCAUAUUUGAAAAAGUUUAGAGUAGCUUACAUGACGCUUUUAGUAGACUCCUGAUUAUUAUUGGAUUCACACUUGCUAUUGCAACAGAUGCUCUGUGGUCAUUUAUUUUUUCAAUUACAUUAUAAAUGGAAUGCAAUAUGUAAAGCUCACACAUUUUUUAUUAUUAUAAUUCUGAUCAGGAAGAGGCAGACUUUAAGGAGGAGUGUAAACCUUUUAUUGAAUAUUUAAGGCACACCAAGCUUGAAAUACUGUUUGGUUUUCUUCUUCCACCUGAACAUAACAAUUACACAGAAUUGUAAAGAAUAUUCAUCACUGAAGGCACAACUUUAGAAAAGAUUUGGAAGAUAAUAUGAUAGCUGAAAUUGGGAUUAGGGUUGACAGAGGCAUAAUCUAGAAAUGUAGCUGUGAGCCGUUUAAUUUUGGCAUUUUGUUUUCUCCAUAGGAAAGGAAUACAAAGUUGAUUCCGCCUGUAUGCAGCUCCAAUGCAGAAAGCUUAGCUGAGAGUGAAAAGCAUAAAUUCUUUUCAUUGGAACAGCUGCAGACCUUCCCCCAGCUUCUGCAGAACAUUCAGUAUUUAGAGGUAGGUUUGUGAAUAGCACUUUACUAAUAUAAUGCAGAGGUCAAAUAGACCCCAAAUGAAACACAGCUUUAAAACAAUUAAGAAUGUAUGACAAUUAUUCCAAUUUAAUGUAAAAAUGUGAAUGUAAAGAUUAUUGUAGCCUUCUGUUAAACAACCAUCAUGGCCUUUCUCCUAAUUUCUAGCCAUAGGGUUUUUGCUUACUCAUGCAAUUUUUUCUGUAACUUAACCUGGAAGCAUGGAUUCUAAACAAAAAGGAAUGGUUAAAGGUGAAUGUUAACACCAGUGCAACAGUUAAGUGAGAUACUGUGGUAGUCAUAAUGUUUUGCUUGAACCACUGCUACUGUAGAUGUGCAACAAUUCAUUCACCUGCCCCCCAAAAAAACACUUAAAAUGAGGGCUUAACUAAACUGCUUUGAACGAAAUAUUCAGAGUGGAAAAGAGGCACUAUGUGUGCACAAUAGGUGAGAGAUUUGAAACAUGGCAAAAAGCAUAAUGUAACAAAGACUACAGAAUAUGAAAUUGCACAUAUUUGGGGGAAAAUAUGUGUAUUUAAUGCCACAUUGGAGCUAUUUACUAAAAGUGUGGGAUAGCUAGCUACAUGAUGGAUUUUUAAUUAGACGCGACUAGACUUCAUCCUUUGGUGUGGGUGGCACUUAUGAACUAUAUUUAUACUAAGAUUUACUAAGCACUUACACAGAUUAAGAACAAGAUAGUUCCUGCCCACAGACUUGCAAUCUAAAAGAUUGUAAUUCAAAAAGAAAACAAGGAAACUUUGAUGCCAAUUUUUGAAAACACUAGCUUGAACAGAAACAGUCCAGGGAGGAGCAAAAUGAACUUGUACAUCAGCCAAGUCAGUGGUGAAGGCCCUAUUGCCUGAUCCAUAUCUUUGUUCACUACAGCUAGAUGUGGGAUGGCUACUAGUAGGGGAGCUGGAUGGGCAGCAGCUGUGCUAGGGUAGUGCCAAGGAAUAGCCAUAUGUUCUGCUUGCUCAGGGUGCAGCAACCACGUUGAUUAAGCAACUUCUGUGAGGCAAGGUUCCUUUUGGCUAUGCAAAACACUUAGGGACGUGAGGACCUGCAUUCUGUUGGCAGCAAGGGUAUGGACAGGCAAAGAAGAGCAAGUGGGUUGAAGAACCAUGGGUUGGGGUGUGGUGGGAGGGCUCUAAAUUUUCCAUUGACUUGAACCAACCUGUUCAAUUCUGGUUAUGUGAGAUCUCUAGUAUAUGUGUUCUUAGAAGCAAUGGCUUUUCUAUAAACUGAAGAUUUUUUUAAAAAAAUACUGCUGAUUAAAUGAGGCAUUCUGUUAAAAUCAAAAUCUUUGACUGUUUCCAACCCUGGGGGUGGCUUGCAAGGACAAUUACCCUCCAAUUAGUCCUGGUUUACGUUCCGUGAACAGACUCCGCUAACAUGAGAUUUGCUUUCAGCGUGGCGGAGCACCGAACGUCUGAGUUUUUGUGUUCCCUUCUGAACAGUUUCUUCUGGCUUCUCUUUCAGCCUCCAGCCCAAAUAGGCUCGGUGGUAGGCAAUCCUCUGUUGCUCCACUACUUCAGUCUCAAAGAUAAAUCAGUCUUUAGGAGGAUGCAUUACUGGAUGGGUCAUACAUUAAAAGAAGGUAGGGAGACUAAUUUGAUUCCCACAUAGGAGAAACUGAUGCCUUAGAUCUAGGUUACGGCCUGGUUCUCACAGAGAUAAUCUUGUGUCUGAGAUGUGAGAGCUCACAUGAUUGAUUGUUCUGCUGCAUUAUAGAUCUUGGAGAGCUGAGUUUUAACCUAAUAUGCGAGUUUUCUAUCUGCAGAACAUUUUUUUUUUGUACAGAGAAGCAUUUCAUCUUAUGAGUCCAUCCCCUCUCCAAAUAUCUGACUUGGUACUGUACAGACACAGGUCAUCAUCUCAGUGUACCUCAACUGUGCCAAGGCAAAAUGGGUGGCAGACUAUAUACAAAGGUGAAAACUUGGGGAUGUCAGAGAAUAAGAACUUGGAGGAUAAGCAAUGUUUUACCCCUUUGUCUCAUGAUUCAGGAUGCCCUUGGUAUAAGAUGUUGAACCAGGAAGAUGAAUUGAACUUCAAGGUCUUCUUAGAGGAAGUCUUCAAAGCAGAGUGUUUCUUGCAGGUUAGUUCAUAUGCGAUUCUCAUCCCAUCAAUCCUUGGACAUUGUCUUUUGUCCACCACCAUUCUAUGCCUUGACUAAAACAUCAAUAUUCUGUUAGUAGGAUGUUAAAUAAUGGUAUGUCAGAAAUGAAAAUACUGUAGCUUUUUUUAAAAAAGCACAGGAGGGAGAGAAGCUGGGAGGUGGGAAGAGAUGAAAGGGCUGUAGUAUUCUAUUGUAGUAAUGUGAAAACCCUAAUAAACCAUGAGUAAAAAACGAUUCUAUUGAAAGUCAUGGAGCUAUCCAAAUUAAUUACACGGCUGUGGGCUUCCUUAUCAAAGGACAGUGGUGGCCAAAUUGCACCUCUCCUUAUUUUUUUCCUAAGAGCUGCAUGAUGAAGGAAACAGAGAGGGCAUCCAGGGGCAGGUGGUGAGUGACACAGCCUAUAUCUGUGCAGUCAAGAAAUAGGGUUCCUGAAGAAGGCAAACUGGGAAGCAGAAAAGAGUGGCAUGAACAAAAGUAAUUUGGGAUCUGCUUUUUAGGAGGCGCGGUAGAGGCUCUUGGGCCAAAGAAGAUCACUUGAAUUAUUAGAAACUUUUGCUAUCCCUAGCAAAGUACUUUUAAGAAUGACAGCCCAACUAAUCUGCUUCACUAGCUUAUCCCUUGAAUUCUUAGCAGUUAUCUGUCUUGGCCUUCUUAAGUAUUUUCUGCUAUGGAAGAGCACUGUCAGGCUGGGUGCAUGAAAAGGGCUGGCUUUCAAGAAUCUUUAGCAGUGUCUGUUGUGCCUUUCAGAGGGGUUUCUUGGCCUGCGAAGAAUUCUUGUGGAAGAGUCUGCGCUUCUGGGAUGGCUGCUGCUGUCAGUCACAGGUCCUGCAGCUGGUGAGAUGGAUCUCUCCCAACAGUUUCUCAGGUAUGUGAUGCAGCCUAACCAAUCUUACCCUGCUUUGUGGUCCAGACAGGCCUGCUUCAAAGUCUCUGUUCCUUUUUUUGUUUCUUUCCUUUCAGAAAUGAAGACUUAUCUCUACCAGCCAUUGUUGAAGCUUUUUUCCAUAUCAUCUCUUUAUUUUAAGGUAAUGGAGAGAAAGUAGCCAGUGAAUGCCUGCUUUGGCAUGUAAGAAUUACCAAAUUUGAUCCCUGACAUACAACUAGGAAAUAUGUUUGUCUGAGGUGCCCAAGAGUAGGGCAGUUGUGAGCAAAAUACCAGGCGCAUUGCGGUUGAUACAAGACAAAUCCUUGAAUAUGUUUGGGAUUGCUAUCCUUGUUAAAGGAAGGAGACAAAAUACUUGUCAGACUCAGAUGAAUUUCUUGUUGUAUGUAAACUAGUUGAAUAAGCCUUAAUUGGACGUACAGAAUCUCUGCUUUUUGCUACACGCAAACUAGGAAUCCUAGCUUGCAACAAUCAUUGGUGGUUACCAAGCAAGCUCACUUCAGACAAUGGGCUAUGAAGCUGGUUUGUAUAGCUACAAACUGUUUGCCAUAAGCCAUGAUUCUUAUUUCACAUAUAACACUAGUGCAUUAUAACAAUAAUGCACAUAACAUUGAGCAUUAUGUGUGAACUAGCCCUUUGGAAUUACAAAUACAGCACCAUAGCAAUAAGAAUGGUUGCUGCUUUUCUUCCUUCAGCUGGAAGUAUGCAAGUUUCCUAUAAUUUUUCUCUGCUUUUAUCUCCUGUCUCUCUGGGGGCUAACACCACAACUGCAGGCUACUGAAGCACCCUAGGAGAAUUCUUAAACUUGUGUGUAUGGAUAACCUGGGCUUUAAAAACCUUUUCAAGCAUAUUACUACAGUACUGCCGGUAUGGAGCUCCCCCAAAUCUGAAAUACAAUGGAUCCAUUUUUUUGUUUUUUGCUCUUCCAUAGUAUGAAGUUCUUGAAAGCCUAAGGGAACUGUUACUGAACAUGCUGAAUUGCCACAUGCAAGCAGACAUGGCAACAGAAUCAAAUGUUGAUGUGUUGUAAGUAUAAUCUUUACAAAGUGGUACAUCUCUAGAACACAGGCAAUCAAGCGAUAAUGCAGCUCACGUGGGCACAACCAUUCUCUUCCUACUAGAUGCUAAGGCUGAUAUCUAUCUUGUUUUGUUUCAGGAACACCACCCAAGUUGACCUGAUAAGCUCCUUGGCAGAGCUCAUUCACUUUGUAAACAGGCUCUCAACUGUUGGUCUGUGCUUGGAGAACAACUCUACUUUGUUGAUGAAUGUUAUCCUGGAUUUCUAUGAGACAGUAUGUAAGCUGUUCACACUGCAAAUUUGUUUAAUAGCUUUAGACGUUAUGUAUUUGACAAUCCUGAGGGAGGUUCUGAUAAUUUGAGGGGGAGGCAGAGAAAGAGAAAUCCAAAGGAAAAAAGUGGGUAGAUUGUUUGAAGCUCAUGUUUGCCUCUAAAGUAUAACAUCUAUAUAUAAUGUUAUAGACGGAGACAUAAUGUCUGAGUAGGCAAGAACAAGGCUGUUCCUCCGUUUUUUCUGUGAAGGUAAUGUGCUAAGGGCAGAGAGCUGAGAAUACAAGCUUAUACAGCUAUCUUUCCUACUUGUAGGUAUCUGAUAUAUAUCUGAAGUACAACCUCCCCUUAGUUAUUAUGCUUCCUACUGGAGUCUUCUAUCCAGCACUUCUCAGCAUGAAUUCUGCCACACUUGACCAACUCUGCUACAUUAUGUACAGGUACUGAGAAAAUUCCUUUUUCUGCCCCUUGUGCUUUUCCUCAGCCUUUCUGCAUGGCCAUAAUCUCGCUUGUACUAGACCACUUCAACUUCUCUACUAAUCUGCGAUUGCCCACUUGAUUCUCCACACUAUAAUAAUGCCAGAAGGCAGAAUGUCAAUUUGUCCUUUCUAACUUGUUGUGCUUACAUUUAGUGAGUGUUAUGAAGGCAGUUUGCUAACUUUCACAGUGUUGUAGAGUUCUUGGGGGGGCGGGGGGCACUUGUGGCCCUGAUGCUUAAGUUUUUUAAUGAGUUUUUGCUUGCUAAAGAAAAUUCUUCCCAUGAUAGAGUCCUCAUUUCAGGCUCGGGAUGCCUCUCCAUAUGAACCAACCUGGGCCUUGAGAUUAUCAUCUGAGGCCACCUUUGUUUUUGUUUUGUUUUUUGUUUUUUAAAUAAUAUUUAUUAAGUUUUCCAUUUUAACAAGCCAAUAAAAGCCACAUUAAAAACAUUCCAAAUUAUAAAAUAAUCAAACAGUACAAAUUUUAUGCCAAAUGUUAAGUCUUUGGUUGACUUCCCAUGCUCUGAGGUUGGGGGAGUGAUGAUCUCACAAUUGUGCUGCUUCUCUUAAUUAGUCCAGAUAGUUCCAAAUAAGACAUUUUGAUGUUGAUCCUUCGUUUAUUUUUAACAGCCUCUGAGUUCAUCUAGCAAGCGGAUUAAACCAAUAUAGUGUGAUUCUAUGUGAAAAAGUUCCUUCGCGUUUAUUUUCUUCUUUGUACUCUGGCAGUCUGUGGCAAUUCACUUUCACUUUCUCAUGCCUGUAAUUUUCUACUGCGACACAUCUUGAGCUGGAGGAAAUCUGGCAUCCACCAUUUGUACCAGGCAUAUAUCCAAACUUCUUGGUUUCAUCUCCUUCCAAGACAAAUAAGCCUGUAUUUUAGCUAGAAACCAUAAUUUCCAUCACCUAUUCUUUUUUAUUGAUCCAUUGAAAGUGAUUGCAAAAUUCAUAAACCAGUUCCACACAGUUAAUUCUAUAGUUAAACCAUAAUUAUAACAAUAAUGAAAUACUCUUUCUUUCCAGUCCCGCUUGCUUACUCAAACAGUCAGGCAGGCAGUCCUUCCAGGGAGAUUUGCCAAAUAAGAUAGCAAAUACAAAAUAUAUCAAAAAGAAACAAUGGAGGCUCACCCCCCCCCCUUCCGUUCUGACAUACCAGUCCCAUAAUGAUGGUAAUCCUUCCACUCAAAUCCUUUGGCACCCCAGUGGCUGAAUCAGUUAGCAGAAUACUUUAUCUCCCCUCGCUCAGAGCAUGCCUGUUAAUUAAGUCCAAAUUUCAUCUUAAAAAAGCAGGUAUUCGUUGCUCAUGGCGACAGCUUUGGAGACUUGCCAAAGAAACACACGGUGCUUUACACCCAGUGCCCCCUGCCCCCUCAUUCCUUCCAGACCAGGAGCAAGUCUUGGGUGAUCUGCUGGUGAAGCUGCCCCCCACCCACCCUGCGAAGGUUGGAUGAUCACUCCCAUCUCAUCUUAAAAAUAUUCCGUGUGAGAUGGCUCUGAUGUAAUGGGCAGCCGUUCGCUAAAGCAGCCAAACAGGAAGUCCUGAGGCCACCUUUGUGUGCCUCCAUGAGAGGUCUGGCGGGUGGUAUCACAAGAUCAGGUCUUUUCUGUAGCGACUUUCUGUGUGUGGAAUGCUCUUCCUAAGGAGGCUCACCUGGUGUCUUUGCAUAUCUUUAGGUGCCAGGUGAAAAUAUUUCUCCAUAAAGAGGCCUUUGGCUGAUUAAUAUUCUAAGACCUUUUAAAUGUGUUUGUGGGAUGGGCGUUGGUGGUUUGUGUUUGCUUUUUUAUUAUGUACCGUAUUUUUCGCCCUAUAGGACGCACUGGCCCAUAGGACGCGCCUAGAUUUUUUUUGGGGGGGGGAUAAAAGGAAAAAAAUUAUUCCCCCCCCCAGGCACGGGGCUGGGGCAGGGGAAGUCCAAGCUUCCCCCACCCCAGCCCCCAGAACAGGCAGCUCUUCGCAAGCUGUUGGAGGCCAGCGCGAAGUAGCGCUGGGCUCCCACAGCUUGCAGAGAGCUGCGCGAAGCCUGCUCUGGGAGCAUGCGGGGCUGGGGGUGGGCUUCCCCCGACCCCAGCCCCCAGAACGGGUCCCAGAGCAGGCGCGAAGCCUGCUCUGGGAGCUUGCGGGGCUGGCUUCUCCCCGCCGCCAGCCUCCAAACCAGGUCGGGGGACAGCGGAAUGGCGGUGUUCCACCUCCCCGCUGUCCCCCAAGCUUGUGGGGCUGGCGGUGGGGCUCUCCUGAACCCUGGAGAGCGAGAGGGGACGGUCAGCACUGACCCCACUCGCUCUCCAGGCUUCAGCAAAAGCCUGCAUUCGCCCCAUAGGACGCACACCCAUUUCCCCUUCAUUUUUGGAGGGGGAAAAGUGCGUCCUAUAGGGCGAAAAAUACGUUACUUUGUUUUUUUAUCUUAUAUUUUUAUGUUGUGAACCAUCAUCAAUAUGUUGUGAAUGCGCUCCUCAAUGGAGAAGAGUAAAGGAGCCCCCACCCCGGCUUGUGUGAGCCGGAGGCAGGAUGGGGGCGUUGUUAGACUUCUCCGGAGGCAGCCACAUUCCCCUCAGUGGAGAAGUCUAAAGGGGGUGCCUGCCCGCACGAGCAGCCAAGGGAGGAACAAGCUACAUCAGCCCUCUGUGGUAUGAGGGCCAGAGUGAGAUGGCUGUUUCACCCAGUGGUGUAUCACAAGUGAAACCACCACCACUCCUGAGUCCCUCUGCUACCAGCAUCCAUCUGCAGCUUGGUUCUUCCUCGGCACGCAGGGCGCUGGUGGCAAAGAGACUUAGGAACGGCAGUACGUAGUUUCACUCGCGAUAUACCUCCAGUUGAAGACGCCACCGCGGUCUGGUCCUCACCCGCUACAUCAUCCAGGCCUAGAUAAUAUGUCUUGGAGAAAAGUGGUGUGGAGGAGCCACAUUGAGCAACCCCUUGGGGAGAAUGUCAGGUGAAAUAAAGGUGCCUUGUGCACCCAGUUAAAGGGAAAACUUAAGAAUACCAUGCCAUGCAAGUGAAAGGGCUCUUUCACACAGUCCAGUUUCAGAUAUGAGUGACAUUACAUAAAAAAGAAAGAUGUGAUGUUCUUGAGACAUCUUGAGUUGAGUCAAUUGCCAUGCCACCGGGUUAGAACCCAGCCACUAGGAUGUUUCUGUUCAUUUAAUCUAUUUUUAGCAAAGUGAUCUUUCUUUUGCUGAAAUGGGAUAGACUUGGACUUCUCAGGAAAUAAAACCAUGGUUCAUAACUUAAGUUUGCUGAUUGAUGCUCAUUUUUUCCAAGUAGGAGUUUACUGGCUGAACUGAGAAUGUUACUUGUGUUAGAUGUGGUAUUGGAUUUUGCAGUUGAUGAGAACCUUGUAUUUGUGACUGGCAUGCCAGAUUAUAUCAGGCUGGCUCAUAUUUUUCUUUAGUUACUACAAUGAUACCCAUUGGCAGAGGAAGAGAAGUGCGGGGGGAGCGCACCGCCCCUGACAGUCCGAUCCCGCUGGGAUGCCAUCGCGGCUGCCUCCCCACCCGUGCUGGGUGCCAUGCCCCCGCCUGCUCUCCAUCCCCCAGUGCCAGAGCAUGAAGCUCUGCCACUGAUGAUACCCUCAUUGCCUAGAGCAAAGCUAAAUUACACACACAUUUGUGGGGCAUAUGCAGAAAUUCAACUGAACUGAGCUUCUCUGUUGCGUAACCCAUAAACUUACCUGUGUGACACUGAUGAAGCUAUUCUGAUUUUUGAAUCAAAUUUUUAACCCAGUAGUCAAAUUUUUAACCCAGAGUCUCAAACAGGUGAUAAUGUGUUGGGGUGGCAUUGCUGUGCUGAUUACUGACUAACAAAAGUUCAAGCCUUUGAGGCCAGUUAUGCAUCUGGAUGAUUUUUUUUUUUUAAUGCCCUGUUCUCUUCAGGAAAUUCUACAUAAGAGUGCCAUUCUUAACAUUAGUUCCAGCAGUUGUGUCUGAUGUGAGAAGUAGCCAAUUGUUGUCAGCUGGUGUAGAGCUCUGUUCAGCUUCCUGCUUGAGGAAGCUGCAGAGUAAUUAAUAUGGAAGGAUGCAGUUGCUGAAGAUGCACUGAAACUAGUGUCUAUUAUACAGAGCAGCUGCCAGGACCUAUACUUCUAUUUCCUUCCAGUUUCUAUAGUGACUGAACAAGGAGUCAGUGCUGCUGUUUGCUACUUGAGGUCGUGCUCCACCUUUUUGUCUCAUGCUUACAGCUCAUGCAUAACAGUUUCUUUUCACAUACGCACCCUUGUGAACAGAAAUGAGCAUCCAUUCAAGUGUUUGUCUUUCUUUCUAAGUAACAGUUGUUUCUGAACGGUGAAAAGUGCCCUUUGAACUCAUUGAAUCUCUUUAUAUUCAGAACCAAAUUCAGCAUAUUCUCUAUUGGGUGAUUAGUAACUGUUCUGCAUGGCGUCUGUGUUUUUCUCUCAAAGUCUACUCUGUAGAUGGCUCUCCUAUCGCAAGGACAUGUGGUAGGUAAGCAAGAGAGAGAUUUAUGUAACAUAACCCAAGAAAUGGAACCAAAUGAGAAAAGAUAUGUGCUAUCUUGCUGCCUCAUAAUGCUAAGUGAAAGAUAGCUAUGUACUCUGGGAUAGUCACUGCUCAUCUGUGCAUAGUAAUAAUUGUAUGGCACUGUCAUGUGUUCAAAGGGCUUCACAUGCUUUAGCUAGCUGUGGUCCUUAAAACAACCCCCCUGUAGAACUGUUCACAGUAAAUGGGGGAGCGGAAGUUGAGAGAAACUGGCUUGCCAAAGACCACCUAGUGAGUUAAUUGAAGAAUCAAGACUCAUGCAAGGGAUUUCUUUAGCCACUACACAGUUUCAUUCUGCGCACAUAUGGUAUAUUACAAUUCAGAAUAAUCAUCUUUUUUAAUUCUUACUUAGGUAUCGAAUCAACCUGGUGGCUGCAAAACAAAAACCCGAGAUUAAAAAGGUACUGCAGAUAAGUUGCUUAAUGGCAAAUGCUUGGAUUGGAACAAAUAUAUUUAAUGGCUCCUUCAUCUGAAAUUUAAUAUAAUUUCACUGACAAAACUUGCCUCCCUUAUCUUUCACAUCUCUUCUCCCAUAUGAGAUGUUCUUGGACUUCAAAGAUUCAAUGCAUAUCUAGUCAAAGAGAAAAAACUCUUCUACAGACUUUAGGAAAAUAGAUGGUUCUGUGUGAUUCUAAUGGCCAACUACCGUAUAUGGUGCUGGAAAUGGGGUGGGAGGGGGACACCCACACAAGUAAGCUUUAUCCCAAGUCAUUGUUUCUUCUUGAUCUUGUUUCCAAACUGCCAGUAGGUGGCUUGCAAAUUUUAUGCAUCUGGUUUAGGUAUAAACAUAACAUAUAUCUGACUUCAUUCAGUGUCAAGCAAAGAUUCAACAUGUUUUCCUUUUCUUCUCUCCCCCCCACCCCCCGCUAUGCUUCAGUCAUAAGUACCAGGCAGUCCACAAUAUUGUACACACAUGGUGGUGCUACAUUUGUCUUAGUGGGUCACAAGCUGCUCAGGCUUGAUGUUUAGUUGAUUGAUCAAUGGUAUUCUGUAAUGAUUAUGGAGUGGACAGGAUGCAUGUUGGAGCGAUACUUCUUGCUAGUAAUUGAUGAUGUGGAGCUAUCAUGAACCUGAAACAUUGUCUAGAUUGUCAUGUUAUGUCUUACCAUGUGCUGCUGCAGUUCAAGUUCAGCCACCAGAUUUGCCAGGAAUACAACCGAUAUCUAUCAACCAUAGUUGGGUAUCUGUGGACCUCACAAGCAUUCCAGGAGUCCCCCUGCCCUCAGGGGAUUCAGCUGGACCCAGAAGUGCUGGAGAUGACAAGGGUGAAGGACCACAGGAAGGGCUUCAAUGUAGUUUUCCACCCUGCACUGAUGGGAUAUGCUAUGCUCUUCUUGAAGAAGGUGAGGAGAGCAGUUUGCAUUUUUCAAGUAGAAUCAUUUCCAAUUAUUUUUAACACUGUAAUACUUGAGGACUACUGAGCAUCAGUGUGUAUGAUCACUGUUAGUUACGAUGAUGUCUGCAUUGUGUCCUUUAAAACUCCAGUCUUUGGCCUACCUUCUACCAUGCCAUAUAAAGUCAAGCUGUACAUGGGCUUAUUAAGAAUAAGUACUGUGCAGGGAGGAAUGGGGAGACCUGGGUUCACCACUCCAUUUAACCGUGAAAGCUUAGUGCCAAGCCUCUGGCAACAACUAGCAGAGACAAAAGAGAUCUCCUUGCAGUUCCAAGUCAUUCUGGCUCCAUUCUUUGGAACCCCAAGUUUAAAGGAAGGCUUCUCCUCCUCCUUGAAUCAUUACCAACUCUCUUCCUUAGAAGUGUACUAAAGAUAUGGGAUAUGGAAGGGGCCAUACCUCAGUGGUAGAGCACAUGUUUUUCAUGCAGAAAGUCCCAGUUUCAAGCACUGGAUUCCCCACAUACGACAGGAAAAGACUCUAUGUCUGGAAAACUGGAGAGUGGUUGCAAUCAAUGUAAACAAUACAGAACAAAAUGGACCAUUGGUCUGUUUUGGUAAUAUAGCAGCUUCUUGUGGGGGCUGAAAAAUUUGACUUCACCUCAGUCUUGUUUGUUCCUUUUUUCUUCUUUUUUUAAAGCAAGUUUCCAGCCUUUGCCAUUGCAAAAAUAUGCCUGAGUAUUUGGGCAAUGUCUGGUGAAGUAUAAAACCAAAGGAAUUGCCAGAUGAAGUUCCAGGUUCAUCAGUAGGUGCACUCUCUACUGUCAGGGUAAACAGUACCCCCUGUCUGUUUUUUUUUUGACCAGCAGUUCUCAAAAUGGGAGACCAGCCUCCUAUAUCUGGUCUGGAAAGCUUCCAGGAGCUACUACUGCUUUAUUUCCAGGAAGCAAACUGUUAGCAGCUACCCAAAUCAGUGUGCAGGGAGUACCAAACUUCAGUACAAUUCUUCGUUGCAACAGAAGACAUUGUGAUACAAUUUAUUAUACCUGUUGCCCCUUCUGUGGAUUCAUUUUCAUACCACAACCAGACCUCUUUCUUUGAUCUGCUUGUAACUUUGUCCAUAACCAGGCUUUUUUCUUUCUCUUUUUCUUUGCUUCAUCGGCCUUUUUUAGAAGUUUAGUAGGCUUGGUUCAGGAACCUGCACCUUAUUUGUUUCUGAUUCCAUUUUCUUGAUAUGUCUGCCUCUGAAACAUUGUUUUCCAAGCUUUUUUGUGUGUGUCUCCCUGUGGUAUCUAAGUAUUUGCCCACAGCUUUUUAAAAGUAGCAUAGAAGGUAAAACUUGUCCCCAGUGUAAGCUUUUAUUUCAUUGGGCUUCAGUGAAAGUGGAAGCUGAACUUGGUGCAGCUCUUUGGUGCAGCUUUUUGGGCUCUGGACCUGGUAACAGCAUGCUCCUACUCAGGCAGCUUUACUGAUAUCCAAAAACUUAAGCUGCCUUAUACCAAGUCAGAUCAUUAAUCCAUCUGUCAGUAUUGUUCGCGUUGCCAAAUUCUCUAGUGUCUGUUUCCUACCCCUACCUGGAACCAGAGAUUGAAUUGGGAUCUUCAUGCAAAGCAUGUGCUGUUCAACUGAAGCGUGGCUUCUUCUCUAGGAGAUGAUGUGGUCUUCUGCCUUUGGAAGACAUACUAGACUGAAAUUUGCUGUUCAGUUCACCAGAGAGUGCUGAUGUACAACUGAAGAUUAGCUGAUAGCAAAAUUAUCAGAGCCAUUUUCUCCCCAGGCAACACUGGUAUGUGUUUGGCUGCUUCUUUCGAUGGACUUCCAUGUGUUGAACCGAAAGAGCAGUGCAUGCUGUUUCAACCUGUACAGGCCCACUACAAAAUGUCAGAGAUGUGAAUUUUUCAAGACCUAUCAUGUAGUAGUUUUGUGGAGCAGCUCUGAGGCAUUAGUGCUGUCCAAAAGGCAUUUAGUGUUUCAGUUGUGCCAUGUCAUCUUCAGGAAGGCUAGUCUGAGGCUGAUUCUAAUCUCUAAUAAUUUCAAAUAACUCUUCAUUUAAAAGCUCUAGUCUUAGAGAACCAUUAAUUUCUAACACCUUUCUUCCCCCCCCCCCUUCAGAUGCAACCAGAGGACACAACCCUGAACUUCAAAUUCAUUCGGGUAAAGUGGCAUGCUUGACAAAACGCUAUGUUUCUUGGGAAGCUGGUUGUCAGUUGGAGCUGGGAUUUGGGGCACUGCCACAGAAGAAGGAACAACUAAAAUGUCGAGAAAGGGGAGGGGUUAGGAGAGGGUACCUUCCAACUCUAGAAUUUUGUGCUUCUGUGACAAGGCUGAUAACCUGUGCUGCUGAGGAACCUACAUCUUCUAGCUUUGUCCACCAUGUAUUUUCCCAUGAAAAGGAAUUGUUCAGUAGCAAACAGUUGGUACCACAUAUCUGAAUGUGGCAAGUACUACACCUGAAAAAGUUUUUAUUUCUGGUCUGAAAAUGGAACUGGCAUAAAGAUGCAACUGUUCCCCAAGGCUAGGGGAUCUCAGUUAGGUCUCUUUGUUGCUUGGUUUCCAGUACCAGUUGGAAUAUAAAAUUUCAAAGAGGGAAUUCCGGCAUCAAGAGAUGUUCAUUCUUUGUAGGAGCUCUCCUCUACUGCAAAGAGGUAUGCCCGCUCAAAGCUAAUUGAAACUGCCCUAUGUGAACUGGCUCAUGAAGAGGCUGCAUGUUGAUAGCUUAUUCCUCACCACAAAGACCAAGUUUGUGUCACAGCAUAUUAGCAUCAUGGGUAUUCUGGGCUUUUGCAGUGUGGAUUGGUCUGCAAGUUCAGGUGAUGGAGAGCUAGGGUAGGAAAUGAGAGGACACUUUGUGGCCCAAAAAAGAAAAAGCCAUUGUAUCUGAAGAGAUUUAACUCCUAAUGCUUUAUUUGCAGGGGGCAAGGUGGGGAUGGUACCAGGAAUUUCUCUACUCCCAAGGAUUACAAGGCCUGAAGCUUUUCAUCGAAAGUAGCAUUUGCCAUGCUCCUCAAGAGAAAGUAAGGCAUUAAUGGAAACAAUAGACUGAUUCUUACAGUCUGUUAUGAACUAUCAAGCUAUUCUUCAGAAAAUAAGAGGAAUAUUUUUUAAAAAAUUAAAAUAUGUCUUUAUUAAAAGAUUUUAAUGAGUAACAAAAGUGCAUUUUAAUGAGUAACAAAACUGUUUUCAGACACCAUGAUAAUUUCUGGUCUGUGACCAUAAUAAAUCAAUUCAUUUCAACAUUGUGAUAUAUCAAAAUAUUGUGAUGUUUAGCUGGUGAUUUAUCGUGAUGUUGAAAACUUAUAUGUUUUUAAGGAAAGAGCUGGUGCUGUGUAGUUUUUACUGUAAUAAUCUGUAUGUUUUAAAUAAAUAGUGUUUACGUGUGUUUUAUGUUUUUCUCCUGUUUCUGUUUGAGCAAGAUGAUCCCUGUCAGGGAAAAAGGUAGGGUAUGAUUAAUAAUUAUUAUUAUAAUUUUCACAGAAAUGUCCCUUUUUGAGCUAUCCCUCUGUUUUAAUUUCCUAAAUAAACUUGUUUAUUGAGCACUGCAAUCA
Podarcis lilfordi (Lilford's wall lizard) is the source of this 27418-nucleotide messenger RNA. The record is from the annotation of a GenBank genome assembly. Lineage: Eukaryota; Metazoa; Chordata; Lepidosauria; Squamata; Lacertidae.